CAGAUGGAAGGUUGAUAUUCACAGAAAGACAGCUUAUGGCAGCGUCCAAUGGCACAGCUGGGGAUGUGUCUGUCACUUAUCAGCUAAUCUUUGCUCAAGACAUGGAUGCUGGGCUCAGUACUAAAACUGCAGUGUCUGUGUUAACAUCUCUGUUCUUCAUUUUUGUAAACUGUGUGAUGCUCUUUGCUCUAGGAAGCAAGCGUGUGUUCCAUGAGACGCCGCGUUAUAUACUUUUUGGCCACAUGCUUAUGAAUGACUCUGUGCUUUUGCUGGUCUCAAUCUUAUUGUAUACACUGGCUCAGCGUUUCCUUCCAAUACCCAAAUCCAUAUGCACUCUGUUAGUGUUGAUCUCCCACUGCACUUUCCGUAACGCUCCUCUGACUCUCGCACUGAUGUCUCUGGAGCGGUACGUGGCGAUCUGCUUCCCUCUGAGACACUGCAACAUCGCCACACCAAAAAGGACUGGGAUCGCCAUAGGAAUCAUCUGGUUGCUUAGUUCUAUAAAUAUUAUAACUGACAUUAUAUUUGUUUUAACUGUCAACCCCAGUUAUUUAGUUGGUAUUAUAUUAUGCUCAUCAGAAACAUUGUUUCUAUUCAAAUGGCAGCUGGAUAAAUAUCAAGGGUUUGAUGUUCUUUAUUUUGUGUCGGUUGCAGUGAUCAUCAUUUUCACAUACAUUAGCAUUAUGAUCACUGCUCGGUCUGUUUCCUCUGAUAAAGAUUCAGCUAAAAAAGCCCUCAGAACGGUGCUGUUGCACUUGAUUCAGCUGUGUCUGUGUCUCACCUCUUUCUUGUAUGUUACAAUAGAAAGAACACUGUACAUAAUGACUGGAACCAACUCUUCUCUCUUCAGAAAUCUCAGAUAUCUCAAUUUUCUUAUUAUUCUCAUUCUACCACGUUGCCUGAGUCCUCUGAUCUACGGUAUGAGAGAUGAAGCAGUGUGGCCCUUGUUCAAAUAUUUUUUCUGUUAUCGUUCAGGAAAAGUAAAGCCCUCUGUUAAUGUACAUUAAUGUUUUUUUUUUUUGACAAAUGGUUAUAUCCAAUAUUGUGGCGCACAAGUUGCAAACACCUUAAAUAUAAUAAUUGCAAUGUUUAAACUUGUUCAUCAAACUCUCAGAUGAAAUUACCUGACUGUUAUCUGGGUGAGUAAUAGGCUAUAUCUGUGCAUAUUUUAACAUAAUAUUUAUUCAUUUAUAUAUAUGCAUAUAUGUAUUCUUUUCAUUUUUAAUGCUUUCAUUUUAUUUAUAUUAUAAUACAGAACCUAUUAUUGAUUUUUGAAGUUUCUACCUGGGUGCUGAAAUUACACUUGUAUAAAAACACUUAUAUAAAAUAAUUUUGGGAAAAUAAUAAUGUCUCCUAAACAGGGACAAAAGUAUAAACAUAAGAUAAAAACUGUUAAAACCUCACCAAGAAUUCUAUGUACAUUUCCAUAUAAUUAUUAUUAAGUAUGCAGACAGCUAGCCUGUAUAAUGCAUUUGUACACUUUUGGGCUCCAUAUGGAAAGUCUUUUCAAGGCUUUUUGUAUCUACAAACAACAUUUCUGUAUAGCUCAUCAUGCAUGUAAAUAAACCACCCUUACUGUAUGUGAGAUUGAAUAAUAAAUAGUUUAUUCAAUUAUUAACAGAUACAGUGAUCAUAGAAAUAGUUCAGCAUUUGUUUGCUUGCUCAAAAUAUACUCUAUAGACAAACCUGUAUAAUGUCCAUUUAUUGCUUUUUAUAAUCUAUUUUUCUUCUAUUAUAUCUCACAUUUAUGAUCUAAUUAUAUGUACAUACGACUAAGAGACAGAAUGCUCCUACCAGACAAGAAGGGAUGAUGGCAUUCUCGCAGAGAAGAUCUUGCAUUGCUUUUGUUUGGUUGUAGGGACUGUUAACAGAGAUGGACCCUAUCCCCAGCCUCACUCAUUUUAAAUCUGAAUCCAGUUUUAAAAAAAAUCCAAUUUUCAUGUAUUCUGGCAUAAUUGGGUGUUCAAAUAAAUAAAAACAUUGUAUGAUGGUAAUACAUAGUAAGUAUUUUUUUAAAGAUACUUAUAGAUAACUUUUUAGUACAACAUUUGUGCAAUCAAAGCCUCAAAAUUAAAAUGAAAGGCUUCAGUGAGCUUCUAUUUUUAAACGGGGAAGG
Pimephales promelas (fathead minnow) is the source of this 2116-nucleotide messenger RNA. RefSeq names its product odorant receptor 131-2-like. Gene Ontology annotation, molecular function: olfactory receptor activity; G protein-coupled receptor activity; odorant binding. Gene Ontology annotation, cellular component: membrane. Lineage: Eukaryota; Metazoa; Chordata; Actinopteri; Cypriniformes; Leuciscidae. The record is from RefSeq and is a predicted model, not a curated record. Gene Ontology annotation, biological process: detection of chemical stimulus involved in sensory perception of smell; G protein-coupled receptor signaling pathway.